AUGACGACUGCAGACUACUGCUUUCAGCACGACAUCGAAGACCUCAGGUUCUUCUUGGCAUCCUUGGCUGCGCAACUCGAGAAGAACAAGUGUCAGCUGCCAUCUCAUCUUCUUCGUUGGGCAGAGCAGUACUUCCUGGACCCUGACAGGUUCUAUCCAGUGAAGGAUUCGGAGGAUGCCUGGCAAGUGGCCAAGAAGGAUGUGCCUUCAAGUUUGCUCCCCGAGGCCUUGCGGCCUCUCCAACCCGGAACCAAGGCGAUGAUCUCAGAGCAAUGGCCAGAUUUACCUUGCAGAGUGUCAACAACUUAG
Molecule: messenger RNA, 309 nt
Organism: Cladocopium goreaui
Lineage: Eukaryota; Dinophyceae; Suessiales; Symbiodiniaceae
Source: the annotation of a GenBank genome assembly